CUUCUUCCACUUCGCUUCUGGUUAAAUUAGUGAACUGAUCAACAGUGGAAGGGAUGUCCACUUGAUAACUUGAUCCACUUGAUCAACUUCGCCAUUUGCCAAGCCAGUGAACUGAGUAAUAGAGAAGCGGAUGUUUAUCCGCUUCAUCCGCCUCGCUAUUGGUCAGCCCGCUGAUUUGGCCAGUAGCAAAUGGAUGAAUCUCAUAAUCGCGCGAACCGGAUAAGUAUGGCGCCUACUUUAGGCACGCGCCAUACUUGAUCCGCUUUAUCCGCAUGACCCACUUUAACUGCUUCACUAUUGGUCAGCUUGUUGAUUUGCCCAAUAUCGAACUGGACGGAGCGGAUCAAGCGGACCAAGUAUGACUCAGGCAGUGUCAUGUUGCGAAGACCACUCACUUCCAUCGAAAUAAAGGCAGACGAUAUUGACCAUAUGGAAAAGGUUUUGCUAGAGCUAUAUCAAAAAAGAGAUCCUUCGAAAACACCUAUGGAAACUGAUACUAACUACACAACACCUUCAACAGCGAUUUCCAGUGAACCCAAGCGACCUGUAUCUCCUACGGAGACGCUGUCUUCUAUGGAUACCUCUGGGAACCAAACUUUACCAACCUUUAUGUCUCCAGGAAACAGCUUCACCAAUGAAGGAUCCGCUUGAUGCAUCUUUCUCAUCUUGGAAAUAUGUUGAUUGCAAUGUCUAAAUGUUACGGGUUGUAAAUCAAACAUU
This is a messenger RNA of Cylicocyclus nassatus, 720 nucleotides long. The record is from the annotation of a GenBank genome assembly. NCBI's taxonomy places the organism in Eukaryota, Metazoa, Nematoda, Chromadorea, Rhabditida, Strongylidae.